UUCAGUGUCACUUGAGAACAUAUGUUUUAUCUAACAUGAAUUAAAAAUUAUAUUUCGAAUUUUCACAUCCAAAUUAACAUUUCGGUAUUUUACGCCAUGCUUAGCUUAACUGCUAAUAAAAUAGCUCAGAGAGCAGAAGUUUUAAAAAUUGCUUGUCAUGGAUACAAUGACGCGAAGAUUGGCACAGAUUCAGCAUUUGCAGAUCUUAAAGAAACAAAACCGGUUGAGGUAUUCCACUUGCGAAACCUCUACCUAGAGGACAAGUAUGAGAAAAAAGUAAAUUUAGGCAUUGGUGCCUAUCGAACUGAGAACAGCGAACCUUUCGUGCUGCCAAUCGUCAGACAGUGCCUGCUCGAAGUUGUUCAGAAUCCCUAUUUGAAUCAUGAAUAUCUACCUAUAAUGGGCAAUACAGUAUUUUCCCAGGUGGCGACCGAAUUUGUUCUGGGCAAAGACUGCAAGGCAAUUAAGGAGAAGCGCACUGUUUCAGCGCACACAAUUGCGGGCACCAGUGCCCUCCGACUAGGAUCUGAGCUCUUAUGUCAUCAUUUGAAGAAACGACUCUGUUUCUUACCCGAUCCUACGUAUGGCAAUCAUGUCAAUAUUCUAAGGACGGCUGGAUUCAAGCAAUUCAAGACAUAUCCCUACUGGAAUGUCAAAAAUAAGAAAAUUAAUAUCGCCAAGCUCUUGGCCGCACUUUGUCAAGCACCGGAGGGCGCUGUAAUAAUGCUCCAAGCGUCGGGCCACAAUCCAACAGGCUUGGAUCCCUCAAAGAAGCAAUGGAAACAGAUUGCUGAAGUUAUGAAGAUGCGUAACCUAUUCCCUUUCUUUGAUGCGGCAUAUAUUGGGAUGUCGAGCGGGAACCCGGAUCGCGAUGCCUGGGCAAUUCGACACUUCGUCAAACAUGGCCAUGAAACACUGAUAGCACUAUCGUUUUCCAAAAACAUGGGACUCUACAAUGAACGCAUCGGCAAUUUAAUAGCCGUGGUAAGCGAUCAAAAAUAUGCGGCGGCAGUCUUUUCGGAGAUAACCAAUCUCAUUCGAGUUGCCUACUCAAAUCCACCAACUAUAGGCAGUAAAGUAAUCGUAAAGGUACUAGGUAACAAACACAAUAGAGCUACAUGGCUAAAUACCAUUGACAAAAUGUCAGAGCGCGUGAGGAAAAUGCGAGAGCAAUUGGUUAAGAAGCUCAACGAUCUCGGUACACCAGGCACAUGGGAUCAUAUUACCCAAGGAAAGGGAAUGUUUGCAUAUUUAGGCUUGAAUCCGGAACAAUGUAAAAAGCUCACAGUGGAGAAGCAUAUUUAUUUACUCAGCUCUAGUCGGAUAAAUGUCUGCGGCUUGAAUUAUAAAAAUUUAGAUUAUGUGGCCGAAUGCAUCCAUGAAAUUGUCUGUGAGACUGCUGGUACAGGACCAGAGAAAGAAGAAGAGACGAAGGGCAAAACAUAGCUAUAAAAAUGAAGGGCGAGCGCUUAAAUGCGUAAUGCUAAAUGUAUUAAUGAUAUUGAUGAAACAGUGAAAGCA
Drosophila hydei is the source of this 1521-nucleotide messenger RNA. Its product is annotated as aspartate aminotransferase, cytoplasmic-like. Gene Ontology annotation, cellular component: cytosol. Gene Ontology annotation, molecular function: pyridoxal phosphate binding; L-aspartate:2-oxoglutarate transaminase activity. Lineage: Eukaryota; Metazoa; Arthropoda; Insecta; Diptera; Drosophilidae. Gene Ontology annotation, biological process: L-aspartate biosynthetic process. The record is from RefSeq and is a predicted model, not a curated record. Bases 97 to 1446 code for a protein of 449 amino acids. The transcript has 7 exons.